ACACAACUCAAAGAUGGACCAGGAAGAGCUGCAGUAUGAUGAAGGGGUGGAUGCUGGUGAGGGUGGAGACGAUAGCUUUGUUGGUGGAGGUGACGAUGACCAUCAGCUCAAUGAUACAGACCAGUCAAUUGAAACAGAACUUGAGGUUAUUAAAGCACGAGUUCGCGAAAUGGAAGAGGAAGCAGAAAAAAUCCGACAGAUCCAGUCAGAAGUAGAUAAGCAGAUGAAUUUAGGAUCUCCACCUGGGGCAGCUGGAGCCACAUCACCUCUAAAUAUGUCCUUAGAAGAGAAGAUGGAAGUAGAUGCACGUUCAAUAUAUGUGGGCAAUGUUGAUUAUGGAGCCACAGCUGAGGAACUAGAACAGCAUUUCCAUGGUUGCGGGGCAGUCAACAGAGUAACUAUUCUAUGUAAUAAAUACGAUGGGCAUCCAAAGGGCUUUGCUUACAUAGAGUUUUCAGAAAAAGAUUCGGUCCAGAUGGCUAUGGCACUUGAUGAGUCACUCUUCAGGGGAAGACAACUCAAGGUUAUGCCCAAGCGAACGAACAAGCCUGGCAUCAGUACAAGUAACAGGCCCCCACGAAGAGGCGUGCCUGGACGGGGUCGUGGACGGUUUUAUUCAAGUUACAGACCCUUGCGACGACCGAGCAGGGGACGGAGAUUCUACUACAGCCCUUAUUAAUGGCUGCGUUUGGAGGUGAUGCUGAACAGGUGGAUGCCGAUCCCAUACUUCCGUAAUUGAUUUACCAUAUAUCAUUUUUGCAUAAUUAUUUCUAAUGUUUGAACUCACUGGUAUGCACCUAAAUCAUUCCCUCUUUUCUGGUAUUUAGAAUUUUAUUAUGCAGGUAAUUCAUUGAUAGGCAAUUAUGAAAGAUAACCAGGUUUCAACUAAGGGCUGGGUUUUCCUUACACAUAAUUUUUAUAGAUGAUAAUUUUUAUUGUUAUUUUUUUUCCUUUUCCUUUUUGACAACACACAGGUGUGUGUUAUGGAUGGCUGUUGCUGUCUUUUAUUUUAUCAGGGAUGGGAACUGGAGGUGGAUGUGCCAUGAUCAGCUGAGAAUUUUUAAUUACUUGUUCCUAUAAUAAGAUAUUAGUAAUGUGUGUUCUGCAAACUUGUAAUGAUAAAACCACUUUUUAUCAGCCUAUAAUUGUGUUAUUUUCUGUGUUGAUAUUUUAUUUUUCUUUGUUUUAUAUUUUUUCUCAAAGAAAAGAAAAAAGAAAAAACAGCUGAUCUGGUCACAUAUGGAAUGGGAUUAGAUUUAGUGGUAAGCGUAUCUAACCCUUCCUUUUCAGCUCUGCGGCUUAAGAUAAUCACAGGUUUUUAAUUAGGUUAGUUGACGUAUUAUUUAGCCCAUGUAAAUUCACUGCUUCAGCUCUGUAAGUAUGAUACCCAGAAAAAAGGAAAUCUUUGCGUACCUGCUUUUUAAAUAGCCAUUGGAAGAUCAUGAAUUUACAUGGGUUCAGUAAUUAAAAGGUUCCUCAGUUUAACAAUUAAAAAAAAAAGUUGCUGCCUGUGAUUGUCCUGCAUUCCCUGUGGAGAUUGGUGGAAAAAAUAAGAACCAAAAAAAAAAUGUAUGUUAAGAAAUAAAAAAAUGGAGUUGGACAAAAGAGGAAAACAUUAGAAAGGGAAAAUAUCCAUAUAAAAGCAAAAAACAAAAAAAAAUGUUAGUAUCAGAAAAGAGGAAGGUUGUAAGGAAAUCAAUAAAAAAAAUUGUAAAAAAAAGAGAAA
Messenger RNA from Penaeus vannamei (Pacific white shrimp), 1726 nucleotides. Lineage: Eukaryota; Metazoa; Arthropoda; Malacostraca; Decapoda; Penaeidae. The record is from RefSeq and is a predicted model, not a curated record.